Messenger RNA from Rhopalosiphum padi (bird cherry-oat aphid), 4074 nucleotides. RefSeq names its product gametocyte-specific factor 1-like. The record is from RefSeq and is a predicted model, not a curated record. Bases 2293 to 2736 code for a protein of 147 amino acids. The transcript has 5 exons. Lineage: Eukaryota; Metazoa; Arthropoda; Insecta; Hemiptera; Aphididae.
AAUAACUCAUUGAAAAAAUGAUAACUGAAAAUAUUAACAUGUUUGGAUAACAAUUUAAAACCAAAAACAUUGCUGAUAUGAUUAAAGUCGUUGGGAUGAUGGAAAAUAUUGAAACGGUAACUGGCAAAACUCAGAAAACGGUUCUGAACUUUAUCAAGAUGCUGUAUGCUCCUUAAGGUAAUAAGGGAUCAGACUACGGACCCCUACUCUAAUAACAUCCUUGCAAGAAAACUAUAAUAUAGUGAUGAAAAACAUAUGGGAGAAUCGAAGUUAGACGAAUAUCAUCUUAUAAAACCUAGUACACAAAGGCUUUUUGUAAAAAAUCAAUACGAGAUCGAAAAUCAAGCGAGGGAACAUAGAGGAAGUCAAAAUCCUUAAGUUCAGUGCCUAACGCGUAAGGUAAACCUUAUCUAACCAAAUAAUGACAGUUAAUAAAUUCUCUGAUGUGAUGAAAAAUCAUUACUUUACAUGUCUUAGUGACUUAGUGUUCAUGUUUAUCUCCACCAAAUUUAAUUAUAUUGUUCUGGAGAAUUAAACAUUCAUCAAGAAACGAAAUAGCAUAGACAAUUUUGGCAUUAUCAGCAAAUAGUAAAAUACAACAGGGUCACAACUCACAAGGUAUAAUUUUUGAGUAAUUGGUGUGGAUAAAAACAUUAAAAAGAAGAGGGCCUAAGACCUUAAGUGGUUAUCUGAAUCCAAAAUUAUUGGACUGUUUACACAGGUACUCAGACAUCCAGUAAUAUAUGGGUAUAUUUCGGGGUGUAAAUGCAUAAUACAUAUAAAUAUAUAUAAGAAGCUAUGUUGUUUUCUCAGAAUACUCCAGCUAGAAUUAAUAAAUUUACUGAAUAGCUAUUAAUAUAUUUGUUGAAUUUGUGCUUGUUAUUCAGCGUACUCUGUGUGACUGCAUCUUAUUACUCUCCUCCGGUAUAAUAAUUUCUUUACACUUUACAACACUAAAUUUAGACGGACUAUAACGAUGUUGUACGGUUUGAGUGGUUUGACCGUUACCCAUAAGUAGUUACAGCCGUAAGGUGAGAUUUAACCAGACAAAAGAACACAUAAACUACGCUUGAUGGGAUGAAGUAUUUAUAUUUUCAUUACCUGAGUCUUACUUGAAAAAACAGUGUUGAUGAUAAUACACCAUACAACAAUGAACAUUGUUUAGUAAAGUUAAAAAAGACAAUUUUUAUGUUUUGGAAAUAUCUUCCACUGGACGUAUCCAACGGCUUGAUCUCCGUUCUUCUAACAGUCUAACACGAGCAGGUAAGGUGGGAGAAUCCGACCAAGUUAUGUUAUUUGUGCUCGUAGUGAUUGUUAGAAAACAAUAAAAAUUCCUAUAGCAGUGUAGUACUUUCUAUUAAUACGGGCUGUGUCAUGUACUCAAUUCCUCCCCACCAAAAACGAGCCAUCACAUACUGGUGUCAGCGGAUCGGUGGAUGAGCAUUGAGCAUACAUGGCGUCAGACUGAGCGAGUAACUAGCGAAUAACCUAUAUAUCUAAUCUUAGUAAAGUAAGACCCGCUUGGGUGAGUUUAACAGGCGGUUGGGGUUGGGGUUCAAACCUACCCCUCCCCCCCAGAAAUAAUUUCGAGUAAUGAAAAUAUUGUUUUAUUAUGUUGCAACACAAUUUGUAUUGCUAUGGUUUGUAAACCCUCCCUCCACGAAAUUUUUUUCUAUAUGUGCCUGCGAUAAGGAUACAAUGAACCGCUCAGCUGAUCGAGUGUCCCUUUAAUAUUAUUCUGUGAUAAUGAAUGAUGAUAAAAAAAUAAAACAUACUAAAAGAGUUAUAAAAUCAUUCAUAAUUAAUUAUUGCGGAGAAUAUAGUUUUUAUACAGUUAUUAACAUUUUCUGGAUUGGAAACAAAAUGAAAACACUUCUAAAUUCGCCGGAACUACCGCAUAACCGGUAAUAGCGUAGAACAAAUACCGGAUACCUCUAUCAAAAUUUAAAAUGUCGUUCUACCUUAACCCCAAAAAUGUGUUUUCAUGGCAUGGAGAAAUAAAAAUAUUUUUAUUAUUCUAUGAUUCUCCAUAUAGGAAAAUUGAAUUUACCCUGUGGUGAUAAGUACCCCAAUCAAUGACACAUUGACACGUCAUUACAUAUUGUAACCAAUCGUAACUAACAUAACCUAACAUUAGGUACUAAGAUAUAUCUUACUACUUGUAGCUUGUUUGUUGUUUAAACUUGUGUUUAUUAAGUGUAUUGUUAAUAUAAUUAUACAAGUUGACGAAUAAAAUUUUCAAUAAAUUACAAUUUAUAAUAAAUAGUAAUUUGUUGAUUUAGAUUAACAAUAAUGGAAUCAGGAAAACCCGUGUGUUGCCCAUUCAAUCCCGGGCAUAGAAUGCCCCAAAAAACGCUUUUGCUCCAUUUGACGAGAUGCCCUGACAAAAAAAAUAACCAGGCAAUAUGUCCUUUUAAUAAUUUCCACAUUGUGGAUUCAGCGUUUGUAAAAGAACAUAUACGACAAUGCCGCGAUCGCCCAAAGUUUGAAGAACCAACAAUUAACGUUCGGGUGAAUAAAUUCGAGUAUGAUGAAUGUCCUGAUUCUAUCGAAACAACAUGGGAUGAUGAAGAUUUAUACGAGUUACCUGUUCAAGGUGUUAGCGGAAACACGGUGGCAAAUCAGACCGGAUAUUUUACGAAACCGCAAUCGGGUCUUUCAAAGGCACAACGUAAAAAAAAUUGCAAGGAACAAAAAUUUGAUAGGCAAAAUUCUUCAUCAAAUGCUGGCAAAUAAGUAACAAUUCUAGUAAUUUUUAUUAUACUAGGUAUAUACUUAUUAUUAUUAUAUUUAUUUAAAAGCAUAUGUAGAUAAUAUUUUUACCUUUAAAUUUGAUAAUAGGUAAAUUUAUUCUAAUUAGUUUUAAUAUUAGAGUAUUCUGCUGAAUGAAAAUUUGUUAUGAUGUUGAUGUACGUCAGUAAGACACACACAACACAUGCGGGUAUGGCGUCCUCUAACAGUCGCAAGAUGCAAUGGAAUGAAAUACAUCAGACGGCAGAGGCGUUAUUAUUUAGAAUGUAGUAUCGUCAAAAUGGUUCAUAUUAUUAUUAUUAUUAUUUAUUAUGGUUAUUAUUAUAAGAUAGACUUUUUUAUAUAACAUUUAAAUAUAAAUUCGAUUUUUUUUCAUUUUACAAUAUAUUUGUAUUUUGUCCAUAAUUAAAUACUACGAUUACUACAACAUUUUUAAAAUUUAAUUAGUAGUAGGUAUACAGUUGUAGUCGGUUUACUAGUAGUAGGUAGAGUUCACAAUCGCUUGACAAUUCGACGAUGACCGUUUGGCCCAUGACCAUUUCGGCGAUACGACAAUGUAGUAUUCCGCACGUGUUGCCGUAAUUAAUUAAUUUUUUUUAUUUUUAGAGGCAAAAUUCUUCAUCAAAUGCUGGCAAAUAAGUUUGCACUUUGUUCACUAUGUUUUCGUAUUUUAUUUUAUUUUUUAUAAGACGUCACUCAAUCGAUUUCAGUUCUGCCAAUUGCCUUCUAGCUCUCUAUAAUGCAUUAGUCCGUUCGCCGUUCGGUUAUUGAAGAUGGGUCUAAUGUUUGGUCACCAUAAACCGCAGUUGACAUUUGUUGGAUUAAUCGUGUACAAAAUAGUUUUAUGCGCUUAGACGGUUAUUGCCUCAACAUUCCUCAUUCACCACAUGAUUAUGUGCCAGUAAGUCAAGCUCUGAGACAUAUUCCCCUUUCAGUUAGACGUGAUAAUUUUGGUAUCAUUUAUAUUCAGCGUCUGAUCAAAGGUCAAGUUGAUGACUAGAAGGCAACCUGUAUCAGCCUUCUAGUCAUGCAUGUAAAUAAACCGAUCACCCCGCACCAUUCCUCAUCAACUAACAUCAACUAAAGUACAAAAUUUACGGCAGCGUAUUGAGAAAUGCUGUCAAACUGUCAAUGUAUAUAAUAUCUUUAUUUUUUAUGCUAUAAUUUUUUAUUAUUCUUAUAUAAAGUACCGAUUUACUGCUUAUAUUAAUAUCGAUGUAACACCUAUUAUUGAAUAUUGUAUUUCAUUACUUAAGAAUACGCUAUAUGUGUAAUAUUAUUCAUUAUUUACAAAAAUAAAAACUACAUUAUUGUCACAGAUUA